UUCCCAGGAUCGGGUCACUAAACUGUAUGCGCGCAAGUGUGUUGCGGGUGCAUUGGAUGUUCGUCAGCGAAGGAUUGGCAGGGCCUGACAGGAGCCGCGGAAAUAAUCUUCGAAAAGCUUCUGCCACUCAUUGCAACACUGGGUUCGUUCUGCGCCGCAAAGAUGCAGGUGCAGAAUGUUGGCGGUGCAGCUGUGGCCACUGCCUCGGGCGCGGAUUCUGGAGGAGAUUCCGGAGUGGACGAUGAUUAUGAUCAAGAGAAUGACGCGCAUCACGUUAUCCAGCCACAAACCGAUACAGAGGAAGCGUCGACUGACACCGACGAAGGAUAUGCAGAUUCCGAUGCAUCCUCAUUCCUCUCAUCAAUCCUAUCAGAAGUCCGACGCGGCAUCGAAAUCGAAGGCCGCCUAUACCCCUCCUACGGCAAACAUGACUACGGCAUGCCCAUUGACGAGAAAGAGAUGGAUCGAAACGACCUACAGCACCACAAAUACCAUCUCCUCCUCAAAGAUCGACUCUUCGUCGCGCCCAUCCCAGACGACCAGCUAAACACAGGAAACAGCCGGAUCCUCGAUCUCGGCACGGGGACGGGGAUCUGGGCCAUGGAUAUGGCCGACAAAUACCCGUCCGCUCAGAUUGUUGGAGUGGAUAUAGCUGCGACGCAACCACCGUUUGUGCCGCCAAACUGUACUUUUGAGAUUGAAGAUGUAGAGGAAGAUUGGCCAUAUAGGAACGCACACUUCGAUUUCAUCCACGGCCGCGACCUGAUGACCGCCGUGCGCGACUGGCCCCGCCUGCUCGCGCAAGCGUACACGUGCCUCAAGCCGGGGGGCUGGAUCCAACUCUGCAGCACAAUCCCCGGCGCCUUAUCCGACGACGCCAGCAUCCCGGCCAACAGCGGCUAUGUCGAGUCCGGACGCCUAUACUUUGAGAUCGCGGAGAAGAUGGGCGCGCCGCUCGACGCCCCCAGGAACUGGGCAACUCAAAUGCACGCCGCAGGGUUCACGAACGUGCAGGAUGAAGUGCACAAGCUGCCCAUGGGACCCUGGCCGCGGAGCAAGCGGCUCAGGACGGUCGGCAGGAUGGAGCAGAUUAUGAUUUUGGAUGGCGGGUUCGAGGCGUAUAUGUUAAGGGGGUACACGCAGGUGCUUGGAGGCAGGCCGGAGGAUUUGCAGGCUACGCUUACGCAUGCGAAGAGGGAGGUCAGAGACCCAAGUAUUCAUACGUAUGUGCAGUACUGGAUAACGUAUGCGAUGAAGCCGUUUGAGAAGUAGAGUGGUACGAGACUGCUGCUUUGGGCACGGAGUCGGUGGCGCUGGGUAGACGGGGAAUCUUUUGCUUUGCUGGAAACACUAUGUAGGUAAUGUCUAUCUUGCUUCUAUGACUUGUUGGAG
Molecule: messenger RNA, 1392 nt
Organism: Macroventuria anomochaeta
Lineage: Eukaryota; Fungi; Ascomycota; Dothideomycetes; Pleosporales; Didymellaceae
Product: S-adenosyl-L-methionine-dependent methyltransferase
Exons: 2
Coding region: 163-1272 (369 amino acids)
Molecular function (GO): methyltransferase activity
Source: RefSeq, a predicted model, not a curated record